AUUGGAUAUUGGAGGUUGCGUGGGAAUUACGGUUUUUCAAGGUCUCUUCCAGAACCUCAUGUGAACGAGGCUUGACGAUUACUUUCCUGUUACGACAGUACACUAUCAAGGCUCUUCUGUAUGGAUUUGAUGUCUAAAGCCAUAUUAAUUCACACUUUCUGGUGCCAGUAACAUUACACCGCAUACCUAAAUAUUGCAACAUUAUGGAACGUCUAACAUUAUUUCACUUACGGCAAGCGGAUAGGAGUAAUGAACCGGAGACGAAGACUAUCAUUGAUCAGAUGGAUACAGAAAGUAUUGUUCGGAAGGCGUACUACGAGAAACUUUGUCAGUGGAAAGACGACGCACUUCGACUGUUCAAACUGAAUCAUGUUAACUACCUCUACAAGAGACUUUAUAAUCUGCCCUCUAGUUUCGAGAAUCUGGAUGCAAGUCAGUCCUGGCUGGCGUAUUGGAUGGUACAUGGUUUAGGCCUGUUGAACGUCGAGAUUCCGGAAGAAAUGUCUCUGAAAUUGAUAUCACUAAUUGCAGAUAUGCAGGACCCAAAUGGUGGCUUCGGCGGCGGACGUUAUCAGUUUCCACACCUUGCAACAUCAUAUGGUGCAGUCAACUGUUUAGUAUCACUUCGUCGUCGAGAUGCUCUAGAUAUUAUCAAUCGAGAUGCUCUGGCUAACUGGAUGCGGAAACUGCGCCAACCAAAUGGUUCUUUCUUAAUGCAUGUAGGCGGAGAGAUCGAUGUUCGAGGUGCAUAUUGUGCUAUAACAGUGGCUAGACUGACAGGACUUCUCAGAAAAUAUCCUGAUUUGUUCGAAUCAACCGCGGAAUGGGUGGCUAGUUGUCAGACCUAUGAAGGUGGUUUCGGUGGUCAACCGGGAUUGGAGGCCCAUGGUGGUUACACUUUCUGUGCUAUAGCGGCAUUGUGUUUCUUGGGUAGAUCCGAUCUAAUCAAUUUACCCAGACUGUUGCGUUGGGCGAGUCAUCGGCAGAUGGCGACUGAAGGUGGUUUCCAGGGUAGGACAAACAAACUGGUGGACAGUUGCUAUUCAUUUUGGCAAGGUGCUGUUUUCCAAAUAGUUGAAGAAUUGUUAUGGUUGUCAGGUGAUCCUGCCCUCAAUGAUACGGACACCUUAUAUAAUCCAUCUGCUUUGCAAGAAUAUAUACUACUAUGUUGUCAGAAAGUAUCUUAUACACGUCCAGGUUUGAGUGUGCAUACUAAAGACGACUCUUCAAGUGAAACAUCAUCUAUGAAGAGAAGUUCAAGUCCGGAACAGAACAUGCCUACUUUUGACGGUGGUGGACUAAUUGAUAAGCCUGGAACAAAUCCUGAUCCUUAUCAUACAUGUUAUGCAUUAAGUGGACUAAGUCUGGCACAACAUUCUCCUCGAUAUCAUGGACCACCGCCAACAACAAUAGACAAAAAGCAAUCUGACAAUCUUUCCUAUCCAUCCUCAGUUGUUGAUCUAUUGGGUGCAGAGUUUGGAAAUGAACUGGCUGAUUUAGAUCCCUAUCAUAAUAUUAUACAUGACAGGCUAGCAUUUGCUUUAACCUAUUUUAGAGAGUUAGACAAUGGUCAGUCGCCAGAAUGUGCAGAACAAUCGGCUUUAAAAGCUGCUGAAGAAUUCUCUACACCUAUAGCGUCAGUAAUUCGUAAGGAUAAUAUUCAUAUAGAGCUGCUUAGCUCGAAGACGGAAGAUACUGAUGAACAGUCGUCGUCUAGUUGUGUCGGCCGAUACGCCGAAUCUGAUAAGCAUACAUGUACAGUACCAUAAUAAAAUAACGUGAAAUUUUUGUUUAACAAAAGGUUAUUUUUAUUCACUGCUAAAAAGAAGAAAAAAAUAUACAGAUUUGAGAAGGUUAUAUAAUUUUUUUUCACAGUUAAUAAUAAUAAUAAGGGCUAAGUUUUCCAUUCUUUAUUUUGUUUCUUGUAAUCUCCAAUCCAACCGCUUAAAUUGUCGCCUUAUUUACAUCUGAGCUUGUAGUACAGGCAUCAGUUAAACUACAAUAAUUGGCUGGAAGACCAUAAAGCACAGUGGCACUGAUGACUAGCGUGGAUCCGAGGAACAAAUAU
Molecule: messenger RNA, 2068 nt
Organism: Trichobilharzia szidati
Lineage: Eukaryota; Metazoa; Platyhelminthes; Trematoda; Strigeidida; Schistosomatidae
Source: the annotation of a GenBank genome assembly